This is a messenger RNA of Coregonus sp. 'balchen', 936 nucleotides long. The record is from the annotation of a GenBank genome assembly. NCBI's taxonomy places the organism in Eukaryota, Metazoa, Chordata, Actinopteri, Salmoniformes, Salmonidae.
AUGCCAGUGAAGGACCACCCUAUUCUGAACAACCCUGAUGCUACAAAAGAGACCAAUUUUAAGUCAUUGCUGGAACAACUUGUGAGUUUACGGGUGAAAGACGAUUCUUCUCCAGGUAACGUGGGCCAGUUGACAAAAGGAUAUUCCUCAAAAAAUGUCAAAGACCCCCCGGACUUUGUAGAGUCCCUGCCCCUGAAUUAUGUUACAGAGCACAAGCCGUUGAUGCCAGUGAAGGACCUCUCUGUUCAGAACAACCCUGAUGAUACAGAAGAGACCAAUUAUACGUCAUUGCUGGAAGAACUUGAGAGUUUAUGGGUGAAAGACGAGUAUUCUCCAAGUAACGUGGGCCAGUUGACAAAAGGAUAUUCCUCAAAAAAUGUCAAAGACCCCCCGGACUUUGUAGAGUCCCUGCCCCUGAAUUAUGUUACAGAGCACAAGCCGUUGAUGCCAGUGAAGGACCUCUCUGUUCAGAACAACCCUGAUGAUACAGAAGAGACCAAUUAUACGUCAUUGCUGGAAGAACUUGAGAGUUUAUGGGUGGAAGACGAGUAUUCUCCAGGUAACUUGGGCCAGUUGACAAAAGAAUAUUCCUCAAAAAAUGACAACCCUGAUGCAACAAAAGAGACCAAUUUUAAGUCAUUGCUGAAGAGCACCCUGAAGAUCAAACCCAGAGUCAACAUAUUGACUGACCCUUCUUACUCCGAGCCACUUGUGAAGGUGAACCUGAUUUUGGGGCCCGUUUUCUAUAGCUUCAUCUUAAUAGUGGUUCUCUAUGAGGCUGUGAGAAUCUCCAAGGAGGCUAGAAGGCGAUCUAAUGCUAUUGCCACUGCCAGGUUGAAGAAAAGGGAACCAGCCACCGCUGAGGCAUCCAACUACGAGGCAACCGAGAAGCCCUGCUACACACAGUCUUGGCUCACUGAGGUUUGCGUCAAUUAA